This is a messenger RNA of Raphanus sativus (radish), 1068 nucleotides long. RefSeq lists its product as uncharacterized. Bases 1 to 1068 code for a protein of 355 amino acids. The transcript has a single exon. NCBI's taxonomy places the organism in Eukaryota, Viridiplantae, Streptophyta, Magnoliopsida, Brassicales, Brassicaceae. Gene Ontology annotation, molecular function: RNA-DNA hybrid ribonuclease activity; nucleic acid binding. The record is from RefSeq and is a predicted model, not a curated record.
AUGACGGGUGCACCAGACUCCUAUGUUUGGUACCCUGUGGCUUCUGGUUCGUAUUCGGCUAAAUCAGGCUAUGCAGCAGCCUCCGCCUUAAGCCUGCAAACACUGGAUCAGCCUGCUGCUUUAGUCCCUGUUAAUUGGAAGAAACACGUUUGGAAUGUAGAAUGCCCCCCAAAGUUAAAGCUACUAAUCUGGCAAGCACUACAUGAUGCCUUACCAACGGGAGUAAACCUGGAGAAAAGGGGAGUUGCAAACAACUCCACAUGCGUUCAUUGCGGAGCACCGGAGACAACCGAACAUCUCUUCCUGCACUGCCCCUUUGCCUCGCAAGCUUGGGACUUAGCCCCUCUGAAGAACCCCUUUGUAUCAACCAGCUAUGGAUCCUUCUACUCCGCCCUUGAAGCGUCGACACUUGAUAUCUGCCUUCCACCAACGGGAUGUAGAGUUAACAUCUUCUUUUGGAUCGUCUGGUCUCUUUGGAUAACACGAAAUCAGCUCCUGUUUGAAUCAAGACACAUCUCAGUACCAGAGACUGUUACCAAAGCCCUAGCGGGAGCAAGAGAAUGGUCGCUAGCUCAAUUGAAACCAGAUAAUCCAUCUGAGAGCCAAAAGGAGCGAUCUUUACCUCUGAUACCUUCGAUGCCCCAAGGGACAAUCAACUGCAACACGGAUGCUGCAUGGAACCCGACAUCACAGCAAGCAUGCCUUGGAUGGAUCUUCACGCCUCAGGAAUCGAUGCCUCUCCUGCCUUUCCAGGGAUCUCAAUUUCAGAUCCACGUUCAAUCGGCGCUUGCAGCGGAAGCUUUAGCGGUGCGAGCAGCACUAUCUCAUGCCAUUCAUCUUGGCAUAACAUCAAUCUGGAUUCGUUCAGACUCAUUGGAGCUCGUCAGAGCCAUCACUUCGGUUACAAAGCCAAAGAAUCUCCAUGGAAUUCUUCUGGACAUCGAAGCAUUAUCGUCCUCUCUUGUUUUCUGUUUUUUCUCUUUCACUCCAAAGGAGUCAAAUGGGCCUGCAGACUCUAUUGCAAAAGUCUCUCUAUGUAAUAUGAAUUCCACCUGGGCCUGGGCCUAG